AUGAAAAGAUGGAUUUCCGUAUUUACCGUUGCUUAUAAACUUAUUCAAAUUUCAGUAGUGACAGAUGUAAUCAGUCAACGUUCAGCGAGUUCAGUGGGUACAGAAGAGAUACCAUCGUCAUAUCUGGAACAAGGAAUGGCUUCUACAAGUUUCACCGAUAAUAGUGGAGGAGGAGGCACUGGUGAAAAUGUAUCAGUAAGUGAGUCGGCUGUUACCAGACAUUCAUUUGCGCAUUCAAUGGCAUCUUCUGGUGAUGGAAAUUCAAGAUUAUCAUGCUCAUUUGAAUGGAGUGAAGUUGAUGGUGUGUCCGCCGGUAAAGCUGCUGCUUUGGGCGCUCUGUGUCGUAUUAUAUGUUCCAAAACAAGCAAAGAAGUUAUCACUGACUCCCAGUUGGCGCAGUUUUACAAAGUUGUUUAUGAAGCGUUAUUAGAAAAAGAUCGUUUAAUGCUAUGUGCACUCAUUUAUUUUGGUGGUGAUAUUUUUCGGUUAGCUCUGAAAAGUGUUGAAAUACUUUUGCCACAGUUUGUUAGAACAGUGGAAACUAUUUAUACAGAAUCCGUAAAAUCAAGGCUCCACCCAUCAAUUGAUGAAGUUCAGAUGCGUCGGGCUUGUCUUCAUGCUCUGUCCACUCUCAUUACUGCAUUUUUAGUUUCAGAUCCUUCAAACCCGCACAAUGGUACAAGUGAAAACUGCUCGACUUACAUUGAAGUUCGGCCAUUACUGCAUCGAAUUCUUAUUUUCGCUCUCUGCAAUGAAGAUGAUUCCAUGAAUCUAUUCCUGAUUUUAGCACUUUGUACAAUACUUUGUGAAGAAAGUUGCCUAUAUGACUUCAAUAUGAUCUUGGAACAAAAUAAUAAGAAAGAAAAGAGUAAACCGAAGAGAUUAGAAAAUUCAGACGUGGAACGCUGUGCACCAAUAAUUCGUUCCAUAGUGACUGCAGUAUGUGAUAACUUGUGUAAACCACAGUGGUCAUCAGAAUUAUCAGUAUGUUUGGCUGCACUGGACUGUUUAAAUACUCUUUCCACUAUACAUCAUUCAGUUUUGUUUCCUGAAAUUGAGUGGAUAACACAAGCUGAUUAUGACGUAGUUUCAGAUGACCUGUCGAUAGGCCUUCUUAUAGUUAAGUCACUUUGUCGUUUUAUCGACAUGCAACUUAUGAAGCCUCCGCCUUUACAUUCUAAAGAUUUACAUUCAUCAGUUGUGGCAGCAUAUUGUUCAUUAUCAGUUUGUCUCUGUGCCGCGCCAUUUCUGUUAGAAACAGAUUCUUGUUUGACAAUUGUUGCUGAGACCAUCGAAUUCGGUUUAACGGGUGGAAAAAACCUUCCUCCAGCGGAACGAAAAGCUGCCAGUAAACGGGUGGAUGAUGCUGCGGAAAACUUGUUAUACAUGAUAUUUUCAACUUUGGAUUAUGGCGUAUGUGAUAAUUUUGUCGAUGAGAAAAAACUGUUGUAUAAAUUCGAUAAUCAUGCUAUGAAUAUGAACAAGUUUAGGUAUUUCCUAAUUCGGCAGCAGACUCUUCUCUCAAUUCAUGAAGCUACUAACUUCUCUAAUAUUUGUGGUGGAUAUCUGUUUGUUCCACAUCAACCAUCACUGUUUCUUGUAUUGCGAACUCCUUAUCAUACUGCAUAUUCUUUACUUGUGCAACUGCAAGCACGACUUCCGGAAGCAGAUUAUGUGGGAAAAAAUACAGUCAAUGAGGAUCGGAAAAAUGAUUGCGUGCAGAAUGGUGUUAGUAACCCCAUAGAUCAGAAGAAAUCUGUAAAAUUUUUCCAGAUACCGUCGGAACUUGAGAAGCCGCUUUGUAAAUUAGAUUCUGUAAUUCCACCACUUCAAUCGACUCCAGAUAGUGAUCGUAUCAUUGCGGAAUUGACUGAUAUCCGAAAACGAAUGUCUCAGGGAGAAAGUUGUCUCCGUUCUUCAGACGACCGCAAUGUUUGGCUUCGUGAACCAUUUUCACAAGAAAUAUCCAAGCUGAUUGAACCAGCAAAGUCAGGAAAGGAUUGUAAUGCUGGUCGAGUUCUUCUCUAUGAUCUGGGAUUAAUAUCAGAAGAAAGCUAUAAAUCUGGUGAUAUAGUGCUUCUUGAUUCUUCGAGCUCUCAGUUUUAUAAUGAUUUGCAUCAAGUGAUAGAUCGUUCACCGACGAAAAUGCUGCAGAGUGUUCGUUUAUUUUAUGUUCGUGACGGUCAACGCAGUGCUCUAGAUAUUUUAGCCAAUGCGAUGGAUCUUCAGAAUACUAGCAGCCAGUUUUGUGCUUUAUUAGCAGAAUUAGGACAAGGUGUUGAAAUAAAUGCACAUCCUCAUUGGACUGGAGACUGGGCUACCGCUUUCUGUGCUGAACGCAAGCUAAAAAAAGAAGAAGAUUUGGAUCAUUAUGUCAUUGAUGGCUUAACUCAUUGUUUAUGGUGGACUGAUCCACAUAUCGAAAUAGCGUUCACAACACCUACAGAACGUAAUCGCAAACAACCAUCGUUUAGUGUUUCAGAUUCAGAUCGUAGUGCUGAAUGUGGCAAUAAUUUACCGUUUGCUAUCAGCUCUGAAACUCAUAAUGAUCUAGAGCACAUUACCACCAGAACUUUGCAACAUGAUUUUGGAGGUAGGCUACUGAGUCAAUCAUCUAGUGAGGAACGAUCAGCUGGACGUGCCAGUGGUAGCAGUAGUGGGAGGUCAAGUAAGUUACCUACUGAUGUGCUUCCAACAUUGCAUGCAAGAAGUCAUUCAGGUGUGGAUUCAGGAAUUGAAAUCAAAGAAAAUAACUCAGAAAGGAUAGCAUUUGUAAAACGCAAUUCAGAUCAGCGCAUAUUUGUUGUCUUUUUAGAAAGGAUUGAAGAUAUGCAUCACUUUCCCUAUGAAGAAAUGUUUCCUGUAACAAUGGAUAACUCAUUAUGCUGUAGUGGAAUGAAUACAAGACCUGAUCUAGUCGUGAUUUUCAUUUCCGAAGUUGAGAACGAACUAUUUCGAAUUAGUGUUUUGGGAGAUUGGACAAAAUGUGGCUUGCCGGGCCCUCUGAUUGAUGGUUGUGUUGUUUCCAGUAGCGUCUUGCCAGUUCUUCUGAGACAUACUAUUAUAAGUAUAGCAAGACGAAGGACUGUUGAAUUGGAAAAUUAUCAACUUGUUUCAUCGAGGCGUCGGCGGGCAAUCCAAGAAUUCGCUCGUAAAUAUGCUAUGAAGAAGUCAUAUUGUGAUUUCGUAGAAUCAUUACUGGUGGACUGA
Molecule: messenger RNA, 3210 nt
Organism: Thelazia callipaeda (thelaziosis nematode)
Lineage: Eukaryota; Metazoa; Nematoda; Chromadorea; Rhabditida; Thelaziidae
Source: the annotation of a GenBank genome assembly